Molecule: messenger RNA, 25329 nt
Organism: Spirometra erinaceieuropaei
Lineage: Eukaryota; Metazoa; Platyhelminthes; Cestoda; Diphyllobothriidea; Diphyllobothriidae
Source: the annotation of a GenBank genome assembly
AUGAAGGGGGGAGCCGUGAAUGUUCAUAGGUAUGCAGGAGCAUGGCUACUGCAUCCUAUAAAUACCGCAGCCCCUUGUGCGGCAACCACCCGUUUCUGCUUUUUUGUCUCUGAUGAUGGAUUCGAGUAGGAAUCCGAAACGUCAGGCUAAUAAAGCUCUUGUCCCGGUGAUCAUGUCUCCUACUUCAAGAAGACUGGAGUGGCUAUUUCUGGCUUAUUAACCGUCGUCAGCCAGUUAUACCCAGUCCCGAAGCGUCCUCUACCAUUAUACAUGUCAAGUAAGCCUUCGACCCUCACUGAUGUAGUUAGGAUCUCACUCAUUUCCAUUCUAUCCACCUGCCAGCUUGCUACGGAUGACAGCGAACGUUGUGUCAUAGGACACAUACCACACAUAAUACAUAAGCAUCUCACUAGGAGUGAAAAAGUCGAGAAAGGUUUUUUGUUGAUUAUGUAACAAAUUCCAUUAAACAGUGACGGAAUGUACAUACCUUAGAUUACAGGAUAGGAGGAGUCUUUAGUUUCGUAAACUCACCGGGGGACAGUAUUAUCGACACUUGAUAUAUUUUGACGAAUCUGCGCCCCUCGAAGAAUGUAAGGAUGGCCGUAAUUCACAUGCCUAUUUGAAUGCUAGGUGUCUGGUUCCACGAAAAAAUCGCGGAGGAGGAAAUACGGUGACUGGAAAAGAGCUUUAUCAGCCUGGCGUUUCGGACUCUCACUCGAACCCAUCAUCAGAGACAGAAUCGGAGACAUCAGACAGUCUGACACUGUCUCUGCUGAUGGAUUCGAGUAAGAAUCCAAAACGUCAUGCUAAUAAAGCCCUUAUCCCAGCGAUCGUGUUUCCUUCUCGGUAAUCUCAGAUAUCUCUUCGAAAUAAAAUCAACAGGGGCAACAACCACUGAUUCCGAUUUAGGAUAUCAAUGAGCAAUUAAGAGGCGUUUGUUACUGCUGCCUCUAAAUGGAAAAUUGCGAAAAUAUGUCAACGGUUCAUUCCAGAGCACGACCGAAAUCAUCUACAUCUUUUGAAGAGACAUUUUUGAGUUUAGAAGGUGUUUGAAAGUUGGACCAGUGUUCUCCUGACACAUCUGAAUUCGCGAAAGUUGAGAUAUCACAAUUUGGAAAUCAUACUCAGACGUGCAAACCUUCGUACUAAAGUGGCACUUUCAUCGUCCUUUUGUCUGAUUUAUCUUAAUAAGGACUCAUCGCGUAUAGGCAUCAAAACAGCCGUGUAAUUACUCGCAAAGCUUCAUAAGCCGCUCAUCAGGAUACCAUCUUCAAUGUUAAAUGAAUUAUGUUUCUCCUGUCUUUAAGGGCUUUUGGCGUUGUCUUGUAAAAAGGUGACUAAAUUAAGAUUCUGUAAAGUACGGUCGAUAUGCUAUCUCUUGUAAUGUUAACCGAAAUUCUGAAAUAUGUUUUCGAUUCGAAAAAAUUCUAUAAAUAGGGUUGUAGUAUUAAUUGUUGCGCAGUUUACCCCCGAGAUACUCCAGUCACGCCAGAAUGCCGGCUUUUAAAUAAGCUUCUGUCUGCAGAAUCUCCGUUUUGCAUAAAACGACUGCUUAUGUUGUGUGAAUUUUUCCCAUCGAUUUUUCAUGCUCUCAUAGACAAAAGAGCAUCAUAUAAAAAGUACACAAAAUAUGCUUUCUUGUACCCAUUUGGUAGCAGACUGUGUCUUCUCCAAAUUCAAUACUUUAAGAGGGAGUAUGUUAGGGUUUUAAAAAUUUUGCUACUAUGGUAUUUUUAAAGGCCGUGAAGUGUCCAUUCAUACAGCAUCGAAUCUACACGUUUGUCAGUGCUACUUAUAGAGUAUACAGCCUGGUACUCAAUCAUUGUCUUCGUAACAGCUUAAAAAAGUUGUAAUGAGUAUUUGACGGAAUUUAUUCAGCGUGUAGGUUGAAACCCUAAAUGCCAGCGUAACGGCUAGUGGGACAAGAAAUUAUUUGGGAACUGAGAAAGUUUUAAAAGCCGGUUCUCUUUCUUCAAGUAAAAUGUCUGAAGAAAACGUAAAAUGUUACCAAGUGAAUGCAGGAGAAAAUACUUUUGUGCAAGCUUUCUGUAAAAUUUAUUUAAAUCUGUGAUGGUAUGGAAAAUCGAUGGGGAAAAUCCACACAACAUAUGCAAUCAUUUUAUACAAAACGUUAUUUUUCGCUGGCGGCCGAAAGGAAGCUUAUUCGAAAGCCGAUAUCCUGGAGCGCGUAAAAUGUGCAAAGACUAUGCUGCACUACAAUUAACACUACAACCCUAGUUAAGCAAUUUUUUUCGAAUCGAAAACAUUUCAGAAUUUCGGUUAACAUUUCAUGAGAUAGCACAUCUGCACAUGUACAGUAGGUGGUCUAACUCAUGAAAUGUCAACCGAAAUUCCGAAAUACGCUUUCGUUUCAAAAAGAUUAAUUAAGUGGCGUUGUUAGACUAGUCAGCCUGCAACAUGAUUCUAUAAUAUUUCAGUUACCUCAGGAUUCCGGCUUUCGAAUAAACUUCCUUCCGGCUGCAUGCAAAAACUACACUCUGUAAAAAUGAUUACUUAGGUAGCACGAAUUUGUUUCACUGAUUUUCGAUGCCCCUAAAAGUCCUAUUAUAUUUCAUGAAAAACAUGCAUGAAAAUAUUCAUUCUUUUGCUCAUUCGGUAGAAAAUCACGUCUUCUCAUAAUUUUAAUUUAGGAAUUUCGGUUGAGCUUUCAUGAGUUAGCUCACCUACUAUACUCAACAAGGUGGGCAUUUUCACACUCGGUUAUUCUAAAAAAGGGAUUUAACUCCUCAAUUACAAUGCCUUUAGAGUGGAUCACAGCGUCUUAGGACCAACUUUGGUUUACUCAAAUUCAGCUUUCUGUUGUUCCACCAUUUCACGUGUCCUUGAACUUUUCUCCUCUGCCCUUAAGGCCGAGUCAUUUCAACGGAGGUCCUGUUUCAGACAACACUCGAUUCCGACAACUCUCGUUCUCCGCAAACAAAACCCAAUCUGUUUAUAAUGCCCAUUCUUGCGUACAGUCAGAAUCUGCGAAGCGGCAGAAGAGGAUUUGGUUUGAUCAUUGGAAGACAAAUUACGCAGUCUUUACCAGGUCUUAAUAUUGGCAUAAAUUAAAGUUUCUUCCCUGGUUGGUAUGUUAAAAAGUUUCAUUUUUGCUCACGCUGUAAGGAAACCUGUCUGUUUAAAUUAAUUGCGGAAGGUGCAACAUUAUUUGGCAUUAAAAUGCGCUGUAGUCGGGAAUGUUUUGCUCUUGGGAACAAGUUCAUAUUUUGUCACAAAUCUUUGUGAAAAUACUUCAUGUGACGUACCAAAUUUUUGAAUGGAUCCGGCUCACUUCAUAUGCCUUGUAAGCGCAACUAAUCACUCUACAAAAACACUCCUGUGGACGACACUUAAACUCCCACCGUCGCGAACCUUUUUACGACCGAUAUAUUUCCUUACCUUCCCUUCGAGGAUGCAGUCGACUACAAAUUUCACAUAGGAAAAAGGGUACAGCCCACCUGGGAAAUAUGACUACAUGUUAUAGGCCCUGAAAAUUGAUGGAUGCAAUAUGUACGGCCAGCGCAAGGACUUUGUGACUGUCUUUGUGGUCGACAGGUCGAUGUUCACCGUGUGCUACGCAGCAAGGUGCAGCAGGCACGGUGACUUGUGCGGGAAUUAGUUUAUAGGGAUAGUAGACUUGCGUAGCAUCUACCGCGAUCUCUCUUCCCCACUCCCCAUCUGGAGCCGGUGUCAAGACAGAGUCCAGAAGACCAGAGGGGGGUGGGGGCGCAGGUGGAUGGUACGGUCGAGCCAGCACCUUGUCGUUCCACUCCUCAUCCCCUGGUCACACAGCAACUAACCAGGUUUCGACCAAAAACAGCAGCAGCAACAACAACGGAACAAGUGUCAGAAGGACGACGAUGACUGGGCAGCCAUGCCCAUCAUCUGUAUACCCAGCGGGAGCGCGAGUGCGCCUACCGGCAGGGAACCAGGUGUCAGGGAACUGCCGGCGCAUUCCAGACUUCGAGGGCCAUGGUUUGCUGAUACUGACAUAGCGCACGCUACUAGACCUUUUGAGUCUUCGUGGUCGUCGGUGUGGUCGUUCAUGUUCAUGGUAACCCAGCCAUUUUCGUCCUUCUGACCCAUUGUUCUGCUGUCAUUGGUUAAAAAUUCUGGUCAAGUGAUUGUUGUGGUUCAGGGGUGUGGUGACACGCCUAGGUGCGUAUCCGGUAGUGUCAGCCGCUUUCGCCUUCUCCUGCCUUUGGUCUUCUUGACCAAACUGGAAGAAGGGGAGAGUGUGGUACAUGCCGUGCAUGUCCUUUACCACCAUAAACUACAAUAGAUAUGCUAACUCAUGAAAUGUCAACCAACAUUUCCACAUUCGUUCUCGUUUUGAAAAUAUAAAUUAAUUAGUGUUGUAAAACUAAUCAUGAUGCAGCAUAAAUCUAUAAUGAUCCAGUUACCUCAGGGUGUCGGCUUUCGAAAGAACUUAUUUUCGUGUGCAUGCAAGAUCCAUACUCUGCAAAAAAUGACUACUUAUGUAGCAUGCAAUUUUCUCAUUGAUUCUCGAUGCCCUUGAAAAUUCAAUUAUAUUUCAUGGAAAACAUGCAUAAAAAUAUUUAAUCUUUUACUUAUUCGGUAGAAAAUCACGUUUUCUUCCAAUUUCAUAGUUAAAAGAAAAGUAUAACUCGGUUUUAAAAAACUUUUCUAAUUCCUGAAUAAUUUUGAACCCGACCUGCUGUUACACUUGCAUUCAGGGUUUCAAAACUACAAGCUGUAUAUUUUCCGUGUACGUAAAAACCCUGCAUUUCUCUACGGUGUUAAGAGGAGACCAUAUGAGGUUCAUAAAAUUAAGCAGUGGAUUUGAGCAACAUUGUUAACUUUACAAGCCACAUUGGUAAACGCAGAUACAUGACGUUUCAUGAACGGCCCUUUAAUUGGAAACUUUGUUAAAACCGAAUUAUACUCUUCUUUUGAGUAUGAAAUUGGAAGAAGACAUGAUUGUCUACCGAAUAAGUAAAAGAAUGAAUAUUUUUAUGCAUGUUUUCCAUGAAGUAUAAUUGAAUUUUCAAGGGCAUCGAAAAUCAAUGAGAAAAUUGCAUACUACAUAAGUAGUAAUUUUUUGCAGAGUAUAGAUCUUGCAUGCAGCCGAAAAUAAGUUCUUUCUAAAGCCAACACCCUGAGGUAACUGAACCAUUAUAGAUUUAUGCUGCAUAGCGAUUAGUUUUACAACACUACUUAAUUUAUCUUUUCGAAAUGAGAACGCAUUUCGAAAUCUUGGUUGACAUUUCAUGAGUUAGCACAUCUACUGUAAGUCACACACAAGUCGCUGUGCCUGCGCUCACCUUGCUUUGGAGCACACGGUGGUAUCGUUGGCACCGACGGUCUAACUGUCAUUUCGACAACUCUCCCUCUAGUGAGGCCAUUCGAAACGAGAACGCAUUUCGAAAUUUUGGUUGACAUUUCAUGAGUUAGCAGAUCUACUGUAAAUAGAACACGAAUUCUGUGCUUUUUUUAAAUGAAAUUCUGCGUCUCCUUCAUGUAUUUUUUGCCACAAACCCUUUGUGCCUGUCGGAAACACCACAGGAAUAGGUUCUAAUUUGCGCAAACAGACGCCUUUGUCGCUAUUUCUUAGAAACCGUAUAAUUUUAACGGACAUUAUUUUCAAAUGACGUAGCCUUUCACGUUCAGUUCCACAUUAAAAAAUCCAGAAAAAGGUUUAGACGCCGGAAGGAACGCAAAAACGACAACUCUCCCUCUAGUGAGGCCACUCUAGGAGGCUCUAACGAUGCCUGCCGACCGCAUUGCAGUAGAUAGCAUAAAAUUAUAAUCAAUGCUAUUCGUUUCCAGCUGUGACUACCGCAAUCCUCUAAUUUACUAAAAGACUAUAACAACAGUUGAGUUUGAGAUUUCACAAGCUCUUUACGUGAGACAUAUGCAUAGACUGCUUGCAGUAAAUGCAGCAGCUAUGCAGAAAAGCAUUAAAAACGAUCACAAGAUUUUGGCCGUUAUCGCGCCAGCCUGUUCAAGGCUCAUUUUACAUUCCAUGUCCACCCUAGUAUGACUGUGCAGAGGCCAUACAUAAGUGGCUACGUAGCUUACUUACACCACCAGGUCCUGCAUACUUUACCAUUUUGACUGCUGUCUGAUAACCGCGAUCCCACCAAAAAUAUUUACCUAUAUGCGCUUCAGGAAUGUCAAAAUUCUUCAUAAUUACCGAGGGUAUCAAAAAAAUUCACAAAUUUCUAGGCACAUACACCGUGUGAGGGCCUACAAAUGUUAGAUGACAGUACGUCUCCAUUAAUCUUUCUGUUAGCUUACGGAAGAUUGCAGUGGGAGAAAUCAACAUCCAAUGUUAGAAAGAAAUUUAACUUUUCUGUGGGGGAAGCUGUUAGUUAAGGCAUAGUUUGAGCUCGCUGGAGGAUGUUGAGAUAGUAACAUUAAUAAAAAGAUGCUGGGCUGUAUAACGGACGGAUUCAAUGCCAUGGCGACGGUUUGAUAUGCAUUCAGACCUGUAGAGAGUGUGGUGUAUGAGACCAGGCUUCUAGUAUAGUUUCGAGUCCUUGAGAACUCACUCCUGCUUAGUGAGGCGACAGUAGCAGGAAGACCACCGCAAAUAAUCACAACCUGCCUCUCUUGGAUGUAAUAGGGGUCAUCCUGCACAAAAACGCAGUCAUCACAACCCAUCGUCAAUAAAAUGAAAGUCCGCUUAUUAGUCAGUGCACUUGAUCAGUUGACGCUCGAAGGUGUGACCCCACAGGGAAAACGGGAGUCAAGGACUCCUGUGCUAGGGGAAUGAUGACGAUAAGGGGGUUUUGUGGGUGGGGUUAACGAAGCCUACAGACAGCUCGGUUAAGCGGGUAAAAUUUCAAAAUAUGCAACUAAACCAUUAGUUUGUGGACAUCCGUCAGUUGCGCGUAAAACUGCGGGCGCACAACUUGAAGUAUAGGAAAUUACGAGCUCCAAACUCGCGGGAAGAGAUAAGGAUCCAGUGCAUGGGCUAGACACUUCAGAUGAACCAAUCCCGACCGGUAAUGAGCAAUCACAUUGAAGAAGGAAAUGCGAAGAAUGUAUUUGCCAUGUUUAAUUUCCGAGGAACUUAAUGCGCAAAGUUUGAGUAAAUCUUUCGGAACAGACCUUUUCAGACAUGUCCGAAAUUUUAUACUGUCAAAGCCCACGCUCGCGAUGGUCUUGCCUAAAUAUACAAGGGAAGUUGACGAGGUUGAUGGCCAAAUCUUGAAGAUAUGUUUAAAUUUUAGUUCGAACCCUAACCCCCGAACUGUGACCCCUAAACCCAAGUCUGGUCCUAAUCUUAGCCUAACCCUAAGCCUAAGACGAACGCCAACCCAAAUGGUGACGACCAGGAGAGUCGUGACGGCGAAUGAGCGAAAGGAGGUGAUAAAUUAUGCUUACUUAAAUGAUACAAGUAGGCACUUUAGGGACGUAAAGACUAGAUGGGGCCACAUAUGUGGUCGCCGCCUUUGCUUAAAAUUACCUGUCGCCGUUACAUGUUCUUCUGCAUAAGCCCAUUUCAUCUACAGCUCUUUCCAAAACAAACACGUAACUCCAUCUACAGAAGACGCCAACUGACCGAACAGGGUGCUAAGCCAGAUGGUAGGACUUCUCCGUCUAUGUGCCUUGCUAUUUCACUCCUUUGGAGGAAAGGCAAAGCGAACAUAUUUCCAGUACUGACCACUGUUAAUGAGUGUGCAAAACACUAUAAACUGACAAACCUACAGGCAGUAAAAGACCCCAUUCCUGAUCGAUAUCCUGCUUCAGAAACAGAAAUGGAAAUUCAACGCUGACAUUUCUUCAACUACAUAAGACAAAGUACUCGCAACAGGGAUCCCAUCCCUACGCUAAAAACUGAUGAUGGCGUUGAACUUUACAAGGACGACGAAAAGGCUGAGCAUCUGUCCAGGUUCUUUCAGUCGGUUUUUACGAGAGUAGUCGCUGUACCCACUGAUCAUUGUAAUGUGGACAAUGUCCCGACAAUUGACUCAGUGGUUCUCACAAAACCUAUUGUUCAACAGGAAUUACUGAAGCUAAAAGAAGGGACUUCGCCCGGUCCUGACGAAAUACCGGCAAAGUUGCUGAAGGAAUUAGCCACAGAAUUGGCAGAACCUCUGAGCGUCCUCUUCCAAGCCUCUUUUGAUGCAGACAGACUGCCUCCUGAGUGGAAGACUGCGUGGAUUUCACCGAUUCAUAAAAAUGGCAGUCGCGCUUCCGCAAACAACUACCGACCAGUAAGCCUCACCUCCAUAUGCUGCAAAGUUAUGGAGCGAAUAAUCAAACGCGAACUGAUGCAGGUUUUAGAGCAAAAUCAUUUUCUGUGCGAUGCACAGCAUGGUGUCCGCAGAGGGAGGUCCUGCUUGACCAAUCAACUCUACUGUCUUGAACAGUGGACCCGAGCGAUUGAUGAAGGAAACGUUGUGCAUGUGGCCUACAUAGACUUCAAGAAGGCCUUUGACAACGUGCCACACCAACGUCUCCUAUACAAGCUCAGCCGCAUAGGGGUAAGAGGCAAGCUUUUGAAGUGGAUUGAAAACUUUUUUGGUCGGUCGGUCCCAGACUGUUCCUCUUGGUUGCCAGCAAUCGGCAGAGGUGACGGUUACGAGCGGAGUACCUCAGGACUCCGUUCUUGGCCCUAUCCCCUUCCUCAUCUAUAUUGAUGACUGUAUCCAUGGAUUGGACUGCAAAAUUGCCAUGUUUGCUGACGAUAUAAAGCCUUGGACUCUCAUCCGCAACGAGGACGAUGAAGCAAAUUUACAGGCAAACUUAGACCGACUCGAAAAAUGGUCAGGCCACUGGCUCCUCCCAUUUAAUGUUACCAAAUGCACUAUUCUGAGGAUUGGAAGAAUCAGCUCUACGCACCGGCAGACGUACUAUCUAAAUGACACACCGCUGCCAUUGGUAGAGGUUCAGAAAGACCUAGGGGUGUGGAUAACAUCUUCACUAAAGCCAUCAUUCCACUGCUUGAAAGCAGCGAAAUCCGCAAUGUUCAGCUUAUAUCUCAUUAAGCGGGCAUUUGCCAAGUUCGACGAAGACUGCUUUCGCAAGGUCUUCGGGAUGUUUGUGCGCCCACAGUUAGAAUUUGCCAUUCAGGCCUGGAGACCCUGGACUGUUAAGGAUCGCACCACCCUCGAAAAAGUCCAACGACGGGCAACUAAGCUUGUCAGAGGCCAUCAAAACCUACCUUACGAAACUAGACUGUCAAAUCUUAACCUCUUUCCCCUGGACUACAGACAACUCCGUGGCGAUUGAAUUCAAACGUUUAGAAUGUUACGGGGUCAGGACUGCUGCCUCACAUCCGGCGAUCUCUUUGAGCUGGCCACCACUACUAGCUUGAGAGGACACCCUCUGAAACUACGUGUGACAGGAGCGAAACUGGGCGCAAGGAGGUGCUUCUCUAGCCACAUAGUGGUAAAGGCAUGGAACGCCCUGCCUGUGGACGUCGUCAUGUCCUCGUCCGUGGACUCAUUUAAGAGAAAGCUUGACUAGUACAGGGAUAUGUACCUCCACAGCAUCAGAAACUAACGAAUUCCCCCCUGUGCCACCCGCCCCAUCCAACGUUUGAUGUUACAAAGCCUGCUACUCCCUAUAUUUUAGUAACAUUACGUUUUACAAUUUUUGCUAUCUCCUGACCGCCACAUAUGCGCUUGCUUUGAUAUUACUUGGUCCAUUCAGUACCUUACUGGAUAUUGUACAAUUUUGACAUAGAAGGCAUUCACAGACAAAUUCAUACCAGUGACCAAUGCUUGUUGUAUGUAAUUACUUACCGAAUUUUUUUCACACUUGCCUUACACAUUGUUUUUUAUAACGUUAUUGUAACCAAAAGGGAGUUCAAAGGCGCGCGCCUACUUUUCCCUUAAUAAAUCUGAUCUGAUCUGAUUGAAUACUGGUGAUCUAGCAUGCUGCUCGACUGGUAGCUUACGACUAUAUCGUUCACUGCUCACUCGGGGAGACUGUAGCACAUCAGAAAAAGGCGCACCUUUAUUCACACUCUUUGUAACAUCAAUGUUCAGUUGCGAUCAAUGCGCCCUUCACAGUCCGGAUAUGUGGUUAUAGGGGACGGUCGUCUAUCAAAAGUAGUAUUGUGGCGCCCCAUUUUCUGUCGAUAACCCUGUAGCCCACUAUUUUUCCACCUCAACGCAGACAAUGCGGAGCCUUAUUUCCUCAGUUCGUCAUUCGGAUGCACCUGCGCAAAUGCAGAAGGAUGGGAUUGUGGUCUUUUACCAAAUAAGACCGAUUCCGUGAAAUUCUAAGGGUGUUUCAGUCGCACUUACACUGGAACCAUGGAUACACCUUUGCAUGCAAAGAGACAAGCGUUGCUGUUACUAUGAGAGGUUUUUCACACUGUGAAGAUGAGUUAAGCCAUCUGAGCUUUCGCAUUCAUGGACUACCCUAUCCGCAGAGACAGAUGAAGCAGUAGUCACUGAGCAGUGUGUGCAGUAUGUGACCUUCUUACUGAAACGUGCUGAUAGACACUUAAGACACUAUAUAUCUUAACCAUUCACAUAACACAUUACGAAAAAUGCCCUUUUUGUAUGCAGAAUAUGUUUAUAAGUAAGUUUAUCCAGAGAAAAUCUUACAAUGUUGAGCUUAUAUCAGUCUUACCUCAUAUUAGGGUAAUUUGUUAUGAUAAUGACUAUCCUAAAUCAGGUUUUUGUAUCAGUACAGGUUAAUCAACGUGAUCUACGCAAUCUAAACAUACCAAACCAUAAGAAAACCUAAUUUUCGCCCCACGUUAGUCAGGUGAAGUUGGAGGGGAACAAACGAUUAAGGCUUACUAGACAUGUAUAUAUAAUGGUAGAGGGACGCUUCGGGGUUGGGUAUGAGUGGCUGACGACGACUAAUAAGCCAGAAAUGGUCAUUCCAGUCUCCCCUGUUUCUAUCGGUAAUGUCAUUCGGCCUAUAUAACACGCUGUUAUGAGGUUGCUGGCUGAGCUCGAGACAGGGCGAGAGCCCCACAGCCCAACAGGACGAAUGGGAUCUGGGAAGCUAUCGGCGAGCGUCCCUCUAUCGUAACACAUUUAGGCUGGAGGUCAAAAGGUUUGUCAGUUGACUGAGAGUCGGGAAACCGUGACUCCAACUGUUCACAACUCGCGUUGUUUUCAGCGGUGUCAAGAAUUUCGGCCCCAUUGAAUAUGAAAGUGUUGUCAGGUCCUGCUGAAUGGGCCACUACUUGGCAGCUGUCGUCGGGCAUCCCCACUGCCGAUCCUGUUCGGGCAUCUACGCCCGGAUUGGUCGUCUUCCAGCUUCUCGGACCUAGUCGUUUCACACAUAACUGCGCUAGAUUUAGUAAACGACUCUAAAAGUUCCUUGACGUCGCAGUUGUUCUUUUGGCCGCAUGAACUGUUGCCUGACGGUUACCUCUGAUCUGUAAAAAAAGCCAAACUUCAGUGAAUUUAAGAAGGCGGCUGAUGGCUUCCGAGAACUUCUUGACGCACGGGAGCGCCCGCCAAAAUCUAAGGCUGGUUGAAUAUAGCUCAUCGUCUCGUUUUUACAUGAGUCAUCUGACGAAGUUGCGUGCACGACUUCCGGGGAGGACGUUCCAGGCUCUUCAGUCUUCUAACUUUCCUGGAGGUCUGGACCAACGCUAUAGAAGAGGGUCCCCAGGAGGAUGUCGCAUACAUCGUUUUUUGAAAAUCAUUCGACAAUGUCCAACACCAAUGCCUUCUCCAUAAAUUGAGCGCCCUCAGAAUUCGGGGUGGUCCUCAGAACUGGAUAAGGGCAUUUUUAUUGGUCGAAAACAACACGUCCCCAUCGGAGAGGAUAUGCCAGAAUGGGAGAACGUGAAUAGUGGUGUCCCCCACGACCCAGCUCUCGGAUCCUUACUUUUCAUCCUUUAUGCUUAUGAUAGCUAUCAAGAACUCGACUAAUGGGAGUAAUGUUUGCCGACGAAGUUAAGCUACAGCAACUCAUCUAGAGCCCGAAGGACCCCAAAGCCCUUCCAAAAAAUCUGCACCAACUGCAAACGUGCCAAAGAAGUGGUUACAAGGCUUCAACACGCGGAAGUGAGCCGUCCUAAAUCUGCGUCCAUUAAAAUGUCAUUCAAAUGAUAACAUGAGGGUAUAAGAACCGGAAAGGCAAGUUUGUUUAAAAGAGGGAAGAAAACGGGCAAGCGGGCAAAAUGGAGACGGGAGGUUUUGUGUCGUGGUUUGAGUGUCUGUCUCUCUGGCGUUUCAGGUGAGGACAGCGGACUAGAUCAAGAAACCGUCCAAGACCCUGUGGAUAUUGUACCUCCGAAGCCACCUUCCUGACCAACAAGCGUCUUCUCUUGCCCCCUCCCUUUACGCCCUGGGACUUUCCGCGCCUCUGACUCUCCUUGUACUUCCGUUUUCAUCCCUCCCUUCUCCCAAUAUAUUGUUUACCUGUUGCGCCUUCUUUGACUGCUCGGAUCACACCUGGUACGUUGAGAUAUUGUUUUGUCGCCUGAUGCCGAAAUCUAAGUCCAACCAUUCAGGAAAGGGGAAAUCGACCCCAUCCCCAUCUCAUUCAAUCGAGCGAGCCGACGUUAGUCAGGAACCAGUCCCCCAGCUGGAAACCUAGGACGGUCCGCCAACUACAAGAGUAUAUCACCCGAAAGACAUUACUAUCCCUCAGAAUCUUCGCAGAAGGCCCUUGCUGCUUGGAUACAGAGCGACAUGAAACCAGCUUUACAAUGUACCGUGGCUGCAGAAACGUCAUGGGGGAACUUUUUGUCAUGAAAAGGGCUUUCGUAACUUUUAACAAAGACAGUUUACGGUACGAUUGCUCGACCUCAUCUGGAAUAUGGAAUAAAAGCGUGAUGGCCUUGGCUAGCAAAAAAAAUAUAUCUCCAAAAAAAAUAAUGUCGUGCGGCAAAGGGUUUAAAACCAAUCGUGCAUAGAAAGAAUGGACUCUUAGCGUACUCCCCACAUGUUUCAGGCAACAAAGACAUGAUCUUACUCUCUUUUGCAAAAAAAGACAUGAGCUUUAGAAUGAACUGAGCUUUGUGGACAUGUUUUAGUGGCAUCCCUCGCCCUAUCUUUGUGGUCACUCGAUAAACCCUGCAGAAAAAUGUACAGCCUGAACCACCCCUCCGAAUUUCUUACAGAAAGGGUAAAGGAGAAACAGAAUGAUCUCCCUCAAUAAGUCGUGGUGGGAGGAUCCCUGUAGCUUUUCGAGUUCACGGAGAUAGUUUUACUUUCUCGUUAACAAAGCUGAAAUGAAGUAAAUAAAUAACACUGGAAAUGGGCAAAUGUUCAGAUUAUAAGGCUUAUGUGUAGGAAUGGCUCUAAUAUGCAGGAGAAAACCCUCGCCAUGUUUGGUAACGCGGCCUCCAAGGUAGAACUCGGGAUUGGCGAUAGCGAGUCUACAGUAGGGAACUAUAAAAUUGACCCACAAUUUUGCAACUUGAUAUUUUUCCGGCACGAACUCAAAAACUACGGUUUGCAGUUUGAUCAUAAUUUUUAAGACUGCUCUUGCAUUUAGGGUAAUUGCGCUGAACAUAUUGUUAUCGUACAUGUUACGUUCGCUACUAUCUAUAGAAGGUCGGUAAUUUGCGGAGAGACUGCUACUAACUCUAAAUGCAUUGUUGUAUGGAAUGUUCUUGGGGUAAAUUAGGUGGGAAGGAACGUUAUUUUGUGUAUAGACAAAAUCGGGAUAGUCAUUAAACAGAGGGAUUUGUGCACGAUAUUGCAUAAUAAGUUUAGUUUAAGAAACUGAGUAAAUUUUCUCGAUACACAGGUUGUUCCGACGGUCUUUGCAACGUCUAGUUCGAACUUACUUCGAGGCCUGAUACCCUCACUUAUACAAAUGUUCCUUUGUUCUUUAUAUGCCUGUAAAUGCUUCUCACUGUCAGUUAACCCGUAACUUCCCCAGAUGCGAUUUCUUUUUUGAAAGAGGUCUGCAGUUCCGAGUUCAUCUACCCCAUCUGUCUUGUGGUAAUUUCUCUUCCAAGAGCAUAUUUUCCAUCAAAAUUACUGACUUUUGCAUAGCCGAUCAAGUUCUUAGCUCUUCCCAGCAUGGAUUUUACCCGAUUGCCCUUGUGAAACGUAUCAUGUCUCUUCUGAAUCUACCCACUGCUAUUCACAAUGGCCACUCAUCUGUGGUUGUUAUCUGUUUUGAACUUAGUAGGGCCUUUUACAAGGUACCACAUAGGCUACUCUAAGUCGAACUGUAGGCUCUGGGAAUUCGCAGUCCCUUUUUGGACUUUACGAAGUCAUGCCUGUUUAAUAGGAAACAAAAGGCUUUAGUGGGACCCUCCUUUUUAAUGAAAUCCAACUUGUAAGCGGUGACCUACGAAGUACUGUGGUAGGGCCUUUUUGUCUUUGCUUUGCACUACUUAUACUUUGUCGCCAGUUAGGUACUGUCACACGUUUAUUUAUGUUGAUAAUCUCAAAUGUGUAUAUUUUUUCUUAACUAUGCGACCUAACACUGACUUGCUUGUUCUUCCCGCACGGAACUCAAUAUAACUAACGAAAUCCUUUUCUUAUAAAUUCGGCUAUGUGUGUUUUUGACCUGGAAGGCAACCCCAACCAGUGAGUUCUCAAGUUACCCUACCACCAUCAAAGAUGAAACUAGGUCUCUCAGCGCAUGCCGGCCGAAAUGCAUCCAAAACUACCCAGAUAGGCCGUUUUAUUUUCCAUAAUGUCUGCCUUCCUGGUAUUAAAUUAAGGCUUUAUUAAAUUAUUGUCUUUCCAUUCUCGAAUACCACUGUUUCUUCUUUGACAAUUUUCAAAGGUAUUUUUCUAGACAAAUAUUAACUAGGGUGCACCCAAAUAUUUCCCACUCAAGUAGACACCCGUUAAUUAACCAACAGUAUCUAUGGGUUCGUAGAUUAGAAGCCGGCGUUUGACUCUUUUUUUUCACACCAGUAAUAUUACAAACCUUCUUCUGAUUUCAAUCCCCCUUACGCCUGUUAGUCGCCCAUGCAUUCUUCGUAAUUCUCCCUUGACCAUACCUCCUUCGGCCUCCUCCACCUCUAAACGCUGUCUCUUCUUUGCUUACAGUCGUGUACUUAUUUGAAAUAACCUGCUAAUCGACAUUAGAUCAUCAAAUAGUUGCUUUUGGGAGAAAGCUGCGCCUUUGUCGUAACACUGGCUCUAUAAGCCUUUUAUUUUACUCAUCCUUCCCGAGCAGCAACAAGCCAUGACUUCAAACAAGAACUAUUUGGCCUUUGGGAUGCCGUCGCCAAGCUCUACUGUCCGUUCAAUUUUCCCUAUUUGUGUGUGAUCCCGCUUCCCGCUAUCUCUCGUCAGGCAUUUUAAUUUGCUUCAGUCCAUGCAUUGUGCCCUUCAUAAAACGCGGUAUCCUCCCUAAUCAAUCUCCCAGAGACGCAAUCGGGUCAUAUCGACAUAAGUGCUCUAGGCCGCCCUCAUUUUGCUUAAAGCCAACCCUCUCCAGGACUUCGUUCUGCCACACGAAUGUCGGGGUUUCACCCCAAUUGCCGGUCUCAUUCUGAGUCUGCCAUCAUCCAGCAUUCCCAGGCAACUGUAAUGACGCCUCGUUCUGACUUGGUGAUUUGCCUUCAUAGUUUCAUCCUGCUCUCAGGAAGAACCUAACCUGCUCCUCCACAUCUCAUCGUGAGGCAAUUUAUUCCCGUAACUAUUUUUUGGAAGUGAUGGUUACCUAAAUUCCCCAUUCAUCUUCGAUUGCAGGAGCUAUUCCUGUUUUAGACCAGCACAUUUUUCUAAGAAUUUCCAAUCUGAAAUUUAUGGGAUUUAUUGCCAAAUUGAUCGUAAAUGGAGGGACAAAUUGCUGGCGGACGCUAAAACUUCGAAUGCUUUGCGCCUCAGAAUUUCCAAAUCCUACUGUUCAUCUGGCCGUUCACGCAGACCACUAUUGUCUACACUGUCUGUAUUUUACCGGUGGAACCCGUGUGCAGUUCUUCUGAUAUUAUGACACCACCUAAUACUCGGAAAUUACACGAAGUGUAUUCGUACUCGACUGUUAUUCCCAACACCAACACGGCAGAGAAAAAGAACACGAUCUGCCACGAUGAAAUGUGUUAGAAACACCCAACUCCUUCCCAUUGAAAAAAUAACGCAUAUUUACAAUAUCCUACUUGUACUGGCCAGCAUUCGAUCUAAUAAUCCACGAAAAGAAAAUUCUGGACAAGCUGAACAACUUCCCCGGGCGCAGGCAAGUCAGGUUUAAGGAAAGCAGCCAGCAGCUACCAGCAUUCUGACGGUGUGCUAACGGCAUGCUUGAGAAUGCGUAUGUGACUUCCAGUGAGUGACUGUCCCUUGGUUUUUUGGAAUGUAGGCACAACGUAUACUUGCUUACUUGCCUGCUUACAUAUACAUAUGUACUUACUUACUUGAGUAUACUUAUACUUACAGACAUGGCUCAGUGGUUAGAGCCGUUGAACUUCUAACUAACAGGUCGCAUGUUCGAACCCCAGGUGUUCCACACUUCGGGGUUGGGUAUGACUGGCUGACGAUGGCUAAUAAGUCAGAAGUGGCCAUUCCAUUCUCCCUUGUAUUUGUCCGUAAUAUCAUUCUGCCCAUAUCAUGCACCGCUGUGAGGCCGCUGGUUGGGCUUGAGAGAGAGUCCAUAAGGCACAACGGAACGAGUGAGUUCCGUAAUAACGAUCGGUGAGCGCCCCCAUACAUUUUAUUUUCAUAUAUCCGUCAACGCAAUUCAAUUCCUCACGGAAUCCCCGAGGUUCCUCUACUCAUAAGUUGACAGUCGCUUUUCCUAAUCUUUUCCCACCCGCCAGGCAGCUUUUGUCAAGGAAGAAAUUAGUACUCGGCGUGUGGCCACGCGAACCUAUGGGUGGCAGGUCCCGUUGGUUAAGCAAUUUCUUCUCCCCUCGAGAAACAAUAAGUUUAACGCAUUUUGACUGUCGUCCUUCCCUACUGCUUGUUCCUAAAGUCACGUUCAGUUAGAGAAGUUUCUCCGCUGAUCACAGAAACAAUUUGUGACUCACAUUAUCUGGUAGGCCUUGAACGGUCCAUGCUUGCCAGCUAAUGCCGGGAGCACUAGAAUCCUCAACGGUUAGCACAUCCUGCUUCUCAUUGACGGCGGUUAAUCUGUAGCAGCCGUUUCUCUGCCCCCUCGCUGGACUGUAUACGCGCCACGGCUGCACACGCUAACUCUCGAUCUGUCUCGCUGCAAUUCCGUCCACACCACACUCCUGGUCGAUUCUCUGCCUGCAGCAUGUGAGGUCUUACCACUACCCUCUCGUGUUCUCGAAGCCGAUUAACGUUACUCCUUUCGCUGGCAGGUACAAGUGGUCAGUGGCAUAAAAAAUCACGCAACGCGCAGCAACGUCCUGGUGGUAGCGACACGCAGCAAGACACCCCGACUGACGCUCCCCUUGAACGGACGUUUAUCUCUGUCGCAUGCAAACGCCAACUUGCGACAAUCUGCCCUGUGUGCAGAGUAAACUAAUCUUAGAAGCUCUCGAACUUGUGACAUUAGACAAAACGAAAUUUUUGUGAGUGGUUUAAGUUGAUCUAACAUCCUUGACAGCCACAAACCAACAGCUGACAUAAACUACAGCGCCUUCGGCUGAAAACUUUUUAGUACGUAUGCCAUAGUGCCACUCUCCUUUUGAAUAGUAGUCCUGCCUGGGUUUUAUUGUCAAGAAUGAGUUUUGGAGACCUCGGUUAUGAUCUCAGGUCACUGAUUGACUUUGUUUUUGCUUAUUCGGAAAACCUCUGAUCCGGCAAUAAGUUCCUCAGUCUACAGGACAGUGCUGGCGCAAUCGCUGUUGAUGCUAUCCUUGUUUACAUCAUAGUGCCAUACUUAUUUUGGGUUCAGAUGUGUGUACCGUUUUUAUGGACAGGCAGUUCCAUUUAGGAUUAUCCACAACCCGAUAUACUGCAGAAAUCUUUUAAUUUUUUAGAUUGCCAAUCUCCGUUUGCGUCAGCAAGCUCUAGCGACCUUAAUAACUCCUGUCCCCGUCCUCCAGACUGGAUAAAUUGGGAUGAGGUGAACCGUGGCCGAAUCCCGAGGGUAGAUCGUCCUUCAUUUUUGCUACUAUGAAUCAAUAGUACUGCAAGGUUCUACAGCACAGAUAACGUGGGUACUUCACCUACGUUCGUCAUCCAGUAGGAAAUACCGCACAAAUAAAUAGUUCCGGUUAUUUUUUUCGGAUAACUUGAAUGCAUCAGGCCACUUGCUUCAAUAUCAGUCGUUGGUCCCGCCUUGUGGACGGUUACCCAAGAACAAGCACUGGAAGUAGUUUGCUUUUACAAUAGUUCCUACGGGGAGAUCAAUGAAAAAAGUACCCAUGCUAUAUUUAUAUAUAAAGGCCUAGAGUGUCAAUAUUAAAUUCUGCUCAUAUCAAAAGGAAAAAACCCCUCGGACUGAGCUGCCGCCGACCAAUUGACCAUGCACGUGUGUUGGUACGGGAGAUCGCAGCAGAUUGAGAACCAAAAAUCGUAGAUAUAAUGUUUUCGGAGAAGAAAUAAUGGAUGUACCGAGCUUGCUAAAUUAGGAUGUAUGAUUUUUGAAGAAAAUAUCCUUCGUUCGUUGCGAAUUCCCACUUUCUAGUGUUCCCUACCCCAUAUAUCAAGUUCUCAAAUCAAGAAACCGAGGUGGCAGGCGGUAUAAUGACUUUAACUGAAAAAAUUAUUCUUCAACCCACUAUGCCAGUAACGCACGUUGGACGAAGAGAACCACCAAACUACUCGAACUAGUAAAGGUCCAUCUUGCGGAUCAAAGGGUUGUGUGCUUGUUUUCGUAUUUAUCCAUCCUUUCAAAGCACCUCUGAUCAGACUGCGCUUAUUUGCCUAUUGCCUUCACUAUCACGUUAUUUCUUUGAAGUGAUGCUGGAUAACUUUCAGAUUUCACAAAUCCGUCUAAAACAAAAGUCUCUUCGGAGAGAAUUAAUAAAGUGUUCAUGCCCUGACACUAGACUUAUUUCACAGCAUUAGAAGGGGACAUUCAUGCUCAACAUACAGAGUUAAUCUGACCUUAUGCAGUCAUCAUAAAACGGAAUCCUAGAAACGAUCAUUCGGCAGGAGUUAUGGGUGUAUGUAUGUAUGUAUGUAUGUACGUAUUUGAAGGGGUAGAGGCUGAGCCCAUGAUGACCCUAUUUGUGUAAAGUGCUUUCGUGGAUUCGCACUCAAAAUAAAGUUGCAAACAUUUGCAAUGUAAUCAGGUCACAGUACAAUCGUAAUGAUAAGGAAGCGCAUCUGUUCACUUUAAUCAGUACGGAAAGAUUGUGUAUUACAAAGAGUUUUGCAGAGCUGUCUAACAAUAGUCAUGUUGUAAAAGCCUGUUUCUGUCGAAAAUCACGCGAGCAAGUCCACUUUUAAACACACGAUUUGUGGCGACCGUCACGACCUCACUUAGUAGCGAGUUCCGUGGUCGGACAACCCGCUGUCUAAAAGAAAACUUCCUACGGUCCAGCCGCGUGCGUUCACUCUUGACGUGGUUAGGGUGACCACGUAUUUGGUUUGUACGGGAGAACUGAAAAAGUUUUCCGUUCCUAGUAAAUAGCUUUUGCCACGGGCAAUCCUGGAUGUCUAGAGUAGACUGCACUUUAGCUGUCUAUUAGAGAGAGGCGAUAAAUUAGGCAUAUUCAGCCUCUCCUGGUAAGACAAAUUCCUUAAACCGUCGACCAUCUUUGUUGCUCUGUGCUGCAUCCGUUCGAGUAAGUCAAUAUCCGUCCUCAUUCCUGGUGAAGCUGCUGGCAUUCCGUACUCCAGAUGAGGUCUUACAAAGACGCCAAAAAGUCUUUCGAAAAGUUCGGGAUGGAAUAUUUUAAAUGUCCGUCUGAUCCAGUUCAAAUUGCUAGUGGCCUUCUGCACCAUCUUCCUACAGUGUCCUGAAGGCAUUCGAUUCGUGAUCGUCCAUACACCCAGAUCUCUCUGUCUUUCUACAGUUUCUAACACCGGGCCGUUAAUAUAGUACUGCGGUUUAGGAGAGGCAUUUCGGACUCUGGUUAGGUGUAGGACCACCCAUUUGGGCACAUUACACUUAAGAAGCCAUCUGUUUGAUCAAAUACUCAGUUUGCCGAUGCUCGAUUGCAAUUUCCUUGCGGCGCCAUCGUACUUAACUUCAUUUUAAAUUCUCAUUAUCAUCUGCGAACAUAAGGGCCUCGUCAUCCAGUUCGCUGAUGCAAUCAUUAACAUAAAUCAGGUAGAGUGCUGGACCUAAAAUCGAACCCUGUGGGACACCACUUUCCACCUUUGCCCAUUCCGAGGCAGAGUUACCAACCACUCUUUGUACUCUGGAGGACAGAAGACUCCUGAUCCCUCCAAACAUUUUUCCUUGAAUUCCUGAAUUCCAGAUCUUAUGCAAAAGAAAACGGUGUGAGACACUCUCAAAGGCCCUCCUGAAGUCAAAAAAUAUGACAUCAUUGCAUAACUCUUAGCGGUAGUUGUUGUCCAUUCCUCGCGCGAAUAAAGAACACUUGUUAGGCAGGAGCGUCCUUGACGAAAGCCAUUUUGGGCAUCACACAAUAUUUUGUCGUUUUCCAGGAACUGAAUCAAAUGCCUUUUGAUAAUGCGCUUCAUUAUUUUACACGCGAUACAAGUAAGACUGAUGGGACGAUCAUUUCCGCAGUCAAGUCUUGAACUUCCUUCAUGGAUCGAAGUAACGAAUGCGCACUUCUAUUCUUCCGGGAACUCGCCUUCUUCAAAUGACCUUUGAACUGUUGCGGACAACGGUUCACACAAUUCAUCAGCAGGUUCAUUAAGUGUUAUUGCGGGAAUUUUAUCUGGGGCAGGCAAUUUGUCAGAUUUCAGCCAGAGUAGUUCGGCGUUAACUGCGGUUGAUUAAAGGAGUGCUCCCUCGAUCAAGGAGGAUAGAGAAGGUGUAAGAGGGAAAAAGGGAGUAGGAGGAGACGUUGGUUGGCGAACGGACAAAUGGGCAGAUAUAGAAGUAGGCUCUCGGGUGAAGACGGACUGAAAGAAGUCAGAAAGGAGGGACGCUUUAACCUUGUCAUCAGCCUCCAGUUUUCCAUCUUCAUACCCAGGCACAGGGAUCAGCUCCCGAGUUCAUUUAGUACUCGUAUAUAGCAAACUAAAAUUUUCGGAUGCUACAACGAAUUUAGCAGUAUUUUCAGUCCGAACUUCCUUUGCAGUUUGGAAGUCUCACUUUUACAAACUUUGCGUUGUUGCUUAUAAUCCCGGAAGUGUUCUUCGGAGGCGGUUAGUCUGUAAAGCCUCUACAGGCGAUUCCUUUUUUGAAAGAGGCCAUUAAUUCUGAGUUUGUCCACAUUGGCGGUGAGAAUUUGUUUUUCUUUUGCGAGAACAGUUGGAAUAAACAAGAUCUUCUAGUAAGGAACUGAAAGUAUUCUAACUGUCGUUUUCCCGACCACGCAGUUCAGUCUCCCAUGAUACCACUGCCGCUUAUCUACUCAUGAGUGUAUAGUUCCCCUUUUAAACGUUUCUCUCCCACCUAUCAUGCAGAAUUGGUUUGGAAAACAAUGAGUACUCAAAGUAGAGCGUGAUGUGGUCGCUUGAACCUAGCGGGGACGGACCUGCAGGUACAGCACAUUUUCCUCCUCUGGGGUAAGGAUAAGAUCAAGGCAGUUCGACUGUUGUCGUUCUCUAGCCCGCUUUCUGAAGGUUGCGUUCUGGUAGAGAAGUUUGCCCGCUGUCCAAUGUAGUAUUUUAUGAUUAAAGUUGUCUUGCUGUCCUUGCUUAGUCUACGUUUGCCAUUCAAUGCCAGGGGCGUUGAAAUCCCUAACGAUUAACACAUAUUUCUUCUCACUGGCUUUGCACAGGUCAAUUAUGAGAAUGAGAUCUUGGUCAGAAGUCUGGUUAGGCAAACGGCACACCACCGAAAGUGUCAGUGGUCGGACAUUCUAAGCAGACAUGGUAAUGCUUAAGGGUUCCACAUCCCGUACCUGACUAUGUACAUCGGCCAUAGUGAUCAGUUUGCAAAUGAUAUAAAUUAUGACUCCUCCUCCUCCUCCUCGGCAUAGUCCGUCUCUCCUGAAUUGCUGAUAUCCUUUAAGUAAUAUUUCGGAAUCUGCGAUAUCUUCGGAAAGCCACGUUUCUGUGAGAGCUGUAAUUUCUGACUUUAUUUCAGCAACUACGCUUCUUAAUUCAUCGAGCUUGUUGAAGAGGGUUUGGUAAUUUGCGAAAAUAUUUUUCUGUGAUUGUUUCGUCGGAGAGGCGCAGCUUUCAUCGUGACAGGCUUUGACCACAGGAAAGAGCUCUUGAUCUGGACUAUUUGUCCAUUUUUGAUCUCCAGCCUUUCUCUCCUGUGCCAAUUGUUUCCUUCAAUUCUGAUCUCAGUCCUCUCAUUUUCAGACAAUCCAUCAGUUUGCGGUUUGGUUGAGAAAACGCUUCCUUAUGCGAACCCCUUAAGGCCGUUCUAUGUUCUAACAGAAGCGCUGCUUGGGCCUCGUUUUUUUUAAAUAACUCUUAGGCGCCUUUGAAAUGUUUUAAGCCACGACAUGGGUCUACUUUGUCUAAUCGGAAAGCUUUUUUCACGGUGAAGAUUACUCCAUACUUCAGGACGCACUAGCGUAUUGAUGAAGAACGUCUAGGUCGUGAGUCCCCCAUACCUUCGGGAUGCAGGACGUGGACUCUGGGUCACCCCCUACUACGAUAUUUUGCUUACGGUUUGUGGAAUAGCUCAUUAUUGUCCCAUUCGCCCUAGGACGGUAAAGCGCCACUGUGGUGCUCCCGACGGAUGAUGGCACAUCGACGUUAAACUGAUUUUCUUCCGGCGUAGGAAGUAUUUGACAUGGAUUUUCAUAUGGCGUACUUGCUUUAGCAUUGGGGGUUUUACACUCAUUACCCUGGUGUAAUGUACUACAUGAAGGGUUAUCCUACCUUUUUCCAUAAACGGAAUGUUUAAGGCACUUUCCAGCUGAGUUUGCCUUGUGAUGAAGUGAAGUAACAGUGUCAUCUUCUAAAAAUAACGGCGAGCCCUUAACAGAUCUUUCGAGGGUCACCUUGGCUUACCUAUCUUUAAUGUUCGGUGAUUUAGUAAGGCAAGUUACCGUGGCAAGCGAUGAAACUUGACUUAUUUUGUUGCAUUAACGUUGACUGCCGCGUUAUUCACCGGAAUCAAUUUGCCUGGAGAUUCCCUGGGGGCAUAGGUUGCUUCCUCUUCCCGACUGGCUUCGAGUUUCCGGUGGCUGUGCUUUCAUUUAAAGGACAUCCGUCGCUUUCCGAUCAAAAGUCUAUGGAUUACUAAGUAAUUACAUUUUACUGUGCAUCAGAAUAGCCACAAUGAUGUUCGUCAUUGGGCUCUGCUUCUUUUCCAGCGUCUGGACUCGCUUUUUAAGCUCUCUCGAGCUGACACAGCGACCGGCUUACGCGAAAUCCGAUCCGUUUGUCAGACGAUUUUCAAUGCCUGUUAACGGGGCAUUGGUCGUUAUUUCAUGCCGUGUUUCGUGGAAUCUACUGUGCUUAAGCCUCCUGGAGUCUAAUGAUUCCAACGGCAGUUUUUUCGCGAGAAACUGCUAAUGAAUUAAAAAUCGUUUUCGGCUGAUGUUUUCUAGUUAAAAAAUUAAUCUGAACGGCGGCAGAUUAUUCAUCCGUAGCGCAGUGGUUAACAUCCUAACGUCUGGAUUCGGAGAUACCGAGUUCAAAUACCGGUAGUGCGACAUUGGAGAACGCGAUGGAACAAAGUAGUUAAAAUAAGCAUCGUGGGAUUUUUACAUAACAUAGCCAAGCAAGUCUGUUAUUGCAAACCAUUACUGGGAUUUCGUACCCCGAAGUUCGCCAUCUUACUUGAUAACGGCAUAUUAGUAUGUAUGCUCAAGUAGUGGUCGGUAACGUAAGCGACCAAACUCCAAACCCAUACAGGGUAACAGAGCCACUUUAUUUCUUUGACUACGAUAGAGCGGCGACCGCUGUAAUCUCGGUUUUUCGUAAAUCCCUGAUCUAUUUUACUAAAUUUAUGGAGUUUUGUUUCUUCACACUUAUCCACCUGCCGGCAACACAAAAAUCGCAGGUGUGCUUUGGAUCUGGACUACAUCUUGCAUCCCUUUGUCGUGUUAUUACAGUCCUUUUGCAUCCCGUUGUCAAUAUAUAGGCGCAAGCCUGUCAUCGUUCAGUAGCUUGUGGAUAUUACUUAGCCUGAAAGCAUGUUUGAUAAAAGAAUGGUAGCACACAUGUCUGUUCUCUCCGCAGCUUGUUCCCCGUGUGGGGGAUACUUCGCUUUCGGGACCAACUUCGGAUUAAUCUAUGUUUUUUCGUCAGAAAGUUCCGACGAAGGUACGGUUCUUGUCAAGUCUUAACUCCUCAGAUAGUCCGAGUUUUGCGGUUUCAGUUAUAUCCAAGCUCCCGUAUCCUGGCGGGAUUUACUCACUAUUAACGGCAGGCAACCGACUGUAUGCUGCCUCUGUUGGUUAUGUUGCCAAUAUUUCCUGGGAGAACCUUAUUGCCGGAAGAACUGAUUUUGAUGUCAUUCAUCUUCCCAUUUCAAGGAGGGCUCUCGAUUUGCCCGAGGUACAUGACCUUAACCUCUAACUUCUUAAGGUCAAUAGCUUGGCGAUUCUGGAGUCCUCAAAUGUUCUGUAUGCAGCUUGCGGCGAUGGUUCCAUUGCUUCAAUACCCUUGAAUGCAUCUGGUCUUAGUACCGGCUGUUUCAAGGCUCAUGACAACUCGGUCUAUUCCAUUUCCAAAGCCGGUGAUCACGAGGUUUGUGGGCCGUAUUUACCGAUCUUUUAGCUCUUAAGCUGCUCUGAGGACGGUCGUGCGUGUUUUUGGGACAUAAGAUCUACACACACGAAUGCUUUUCCAUGCCAAAAGUUCGUCCCUAGUGAACAGAGUGGACUUAUUCGGAAGUCGGUUGGUAAUUGGCUGACCGUUGCCACCAUUCAAGAGGAUGAUUUGGACUGGUUCAUUCUUGGAGGUGGACCGAAAAUGUCAUUGUGGAAUCGCCGCGCUUCAUAUUACACCGCAAUUUUUGAGCCGGCUAGUGCGUCUUACAUUUUUACUGCGUGCAUCCUGACCUAAGAAAAAAUGUCGACAAUAUUUUUUGUUCUGACUCUAAUGCAACGUAUCUGAAUGACUAGCGAACUCCCGAUAAAUUUCCUCCCCAAUGUUUCGUCAUAAGUGUUAGCCGCCAUAUGCCUGGAGUCUUACUCUUAACGUGUUUGAAGCAUCGUCUUUUGCUUUUGUAUGAAUUUGAGAGAAGUCGGUACUUUCCCAUUUCUUAUCGAUACCUACUUCUCUUUCCCUUUUAGGGGACUCUGAAUUCUGGUUUCCCCAUGUAUGCAAGUUUAUUGGCAAUCAAAUUGAACCAAAAAUAGUUGCUGGCGGUACGUCGAGCUGCCUGUUGACAUGGGACCACACAGGGGAAACGCUGGCAGAAACCAACCUAGGUACUGACCCGGCUACACGUCUUCUCCAUAUACUUACCGUCACUGAAGUGUCCUCAUCCAACGAUGCUGUCAAUGGUUGCCUCAUUGCUGGUGGCCUCGGUCCGGCUCUUCACUUUGUCUCCAGACUGGGCUACUCGCUUAAACAUCUGCCUCUUUCAAACGCUGUCAGUUAG